AUGGUGGAAUACGAGGAGACAUACGAGGAGGAUUUUUACGAUGAGGCGGACGAGGGCAUCACCUCUGAGGAUUGCUGGACGGUGAUUUCGUCCUUCUUUGACUCGAAGGGUCUUGUCUCUCAGCAGUUGGAUUCAUUCGAUGAAUUCAUCUCUUCGACCAUGCAGGAGCUUGUGGAGGAGCAAGGCCAGGUGGUUCUCGACCAAACACUCCCCCCUCCGAAGACGAAGUCGAACCGAUCGUUGUGCGCCGGCGAUGGUGCGACCACGAUCAUGUUGCCUCAGGAAGCUCGUCUACGAAACCUUACUUACGCUUCCCCACUUUACCUCGGUGUCACCAAGAAGAUUAUGGAAGGUCGUGAGAAGAUGGGCAAGCCCAACGACGACGACGAUAAUGAGGGCGAGAGUGAUCCAAAGACUCAAGGUACAUACCUCGAUUGGGAAACGAAGCAGCUGCCCCAGGAGCAGAUGAAGGAGGAAACAGUUUUUAUCGGAAAGAUGCCCAUUAUGCUGAAAUCUAAGUACUGUAUCCUCAAGGAUUUGAACGAAGCGUCACUCUAUGCUUGGAAUGAGUGCCCCUACGACUCUGGCGGCUACUUCGUCAUUAACGGAAGUGAGAAGGUUUUGAUCGCACAGGAGCGCAGUGCGGGCAACAUCGUCCAAGUCUUCAAGAAGGCACCCCCCAGCCCGACACCAUACAUCGCCGAAAUUCGAAGUGCAGUCGAGAAGGGCUCACGUAUGCUUUCGUCGCUUACGUUGAAGCUUUUUGCCAAGGGUGACAGCGCCAAAGGAGGAUUUGGCCCGACGAUUCGCUCGACGCUCCCAUAUGUCAAGGCCGAUAUCCCAAUCGUCGUCGUUUUCCGUGCGCUGGGCGUCGUUUCCGAUGAAGAUAUUCUCAACCACAUUUGUUAUGACCGCAACGAUACCCCCAUGCUGGAGAUGUUGAAGCCGUGUAUUGAGGAGGGCUUUGUCAUCCAGGACCGUGAAGUUGCCCUGGAUUUCAUUGCCAAGCGUGGAUCGUCACAGACGAACCUGAACCACGAUCGUCGUGUGCGCUACGCUCGGGAUAUCAUGCAGAAGGAAUUGCUGCCUCACAUUUCGCAGAGCGAGGGCAGCGAAACCCGCAAAGCUUUCUUCCUUGGGUAUAUGGUGCACCGACUUCUUCAAUGUGCUUUGGGUCGCCGUGAUGUUGAUGACCGUGACCACUUCGGAAAGAAGCGACUCGAUCUGGCUGGUCCACUUUUGGCAAGUCUUUUCCGGACUCUUUUCACGCGAGUCACGAAGGAUCUUCAGCGUUACGUGCAGCGAUGCGUUGAGACCAAUCGCGAGAUUUAUCUCAACAUUGGUAUCAAGGCUAGCACAUUGACCGGUGGAUUGAAGUAUGCUCUUGCUACUGGUAACUGGGGCGAGCAGAAGAAGGCGGCUUCUGCCAAGGCUGGUGUAUCCCAGGUGCUGAGUCGUUACACAUUUUCCUCGUCCCUGUCUCAUCUGCGCCGGACGAACACACCCAUUGGCAGAGACGGAAAGAUUGCCAAACCCCGCCAGCUCCAUAAUACUCAUUGGGGCCUGGUUUGUCCAGCCGAGACACCUGAAGGUCAAGCUUGUGGUCUGGUCAAGAACCUGGCAUUGAUGUGCUACAUCACUGUCGGUACACCCGCCGAACCCAUCGUGGACUUUAUGAUUCAGCGCAACAUGGAAGUGCUCGAGGAGUUUGAACCCCAAGUGACGCCCAAUGCGACCAAAGUGUUUGUUAAUGGUGUCUGGGUGGGUAUUCACCGGGACCCUUCUCAUCUUGUUACGACAAUGCAGAAUUUGCGUCGACGAAACAUGAUCUCCCAUGAAGUCAGUUUGAUUCGUGAUAUUCGUGAACGGGAGUUCAAAAUUUUCACCGAUACAGGACGUGUCUGCCGCCCACUCUUCGUUAUCGAUAAUGACCCCAAGAGUGAGAACUCGGGUGGGUUGGUCCUUAACAAGGAACACAUUCGGAAGCUGGAGGCCGACAAAGACUUGCCACCGGACUUGGGCCCAGAAGAACGCCGUGAACAAUACUUCGGAUGGGAUGGUCUGGUACGUUCCGGAGCAGUUGAGUAUGUCGACGCCGAAGAAGAGGAAACUAUCAUGAUUGUCAUGACCCCCGAGGAUCUCGAGAUCUCUCGACAGCUUCAGGCCGGUUACGCUCUGCCCGAGGAUGAAACGAGCGACCCCAACAAGCGUGUUCGGUCCAUUCUCAGCCAGCGCGCCCACACCUGGACGCACUGCGAAAUCCACCCUAGUAUGAUCUUGGGUGUUUGCGCUAGUAUUAUUCCUUUCCCGGAUCACAACCAGUCGCCGCGUAACACAUAUCAGUCUGCCAUGGGCAAACAAGCCAUGGGUGUAUUCUUGACGAACUUUUCGCAGCGCAUGGAGACCAUGGCCAAUAUUCUCUACUACCCGCAAAAGCCUUUGGCCACCACCCGAUCAAUGGAGUUCCUGCGCUUCCGAGAGUUGCCCGCCGGUCAGAAUGCUAUUGUCGCUAUUGCAACUUAUUCUGGUUACAACCAGGAAGAUUCCGUUAUCAUGAACCAGAGCAGUAUCGACCGUGGUCUGUUCCGCAGUCUUUUCUACCGCACCUACGCGGACACCGAGAAGAUGGUGGGACUGCAAGUUGUUGAGAGAUUCGAGAAACCUAUGCGGAUUGACACCCUUGGCAUGCGCAAGGGUACCUAUGACAAGCUGGACGAGGACGGUAUCGUUGCUCCCGGUGUGCGUGUCUCUGGAGAAGAUAUUAUCAUCGGCAAGACAGCUCCGCUGGCUGCUGAUGCGGAGGAGCUCGGUCAGCGUACCAAGGCACACACAAAGAUUGAUGUGUCGACGCCCCUGCGCAGCACCGAGAACGGCAUCGUUGAUCAGGUGCUGAUCUCCACUGGUAAUGACGAUCUGAAGUUCGUCAAGGUUCGCAUGCGUACCACCAAGAUCCCCCAGAUUGGUGACAAGUUCGCCUCUCGUCACGGUCAGAAGGGUACCAUCGGUAUCACCUAUCGACAGGAAGAUAUGCCUUUCACUCGGGAAGGUGUCGUUCCGGAUCUGAUUAUUAACCCCCACGCUAUUCCGUCCCGUAUGACUAUUGCUCAUUUGAUCGAAUGUCAGCUCAGUAAGGUUUCUGCUCUUCGUGGAUUCGAGGGUGAUGCUACUCCUUUCACCGAUGUCACUGUCGACUCAGUGUCCCGCCUGCUGCGCGAGCACGGCUACCAGUCGCGGGGCUUCGAGGUUAUGUUCAACGGACACACUGGUCGCAAGAUGGUGGCGCAGGUGUUCCUGGGUCCCACCUAUUACCAGCGUCUGCGCCACAUGGUGGACGACAAGAUCCACGCUCGUGCUCGUGGUCCUACUCAGAUUCUGACCCGCCAGCCUGUGGAGGGUCGUGCCCGUGACGGUGGUCUUCGUUUCGGAGAGAUGGAGCGUGAUUGUAUGAUCGCCCACGGCGCCAGUGCUUUCCUCAAGGAGCGUCUCUUUGACGUAUCUGAUCCGUUCCGUGUUCAUAUUUGCGACGACUGCGGCCUGAUGACACCAGUUGCAAAACUGAAGAAGGGUCUCUUCGAGUGCCGUCUUUGCAACAACAAGCACCGUAUCUCGCAAGUCCACAUUCCGUACGCCGCCAAGCUGUUGUUCCAAGAGCUGGCCUCCAUGAACAUUGCCGCUCGGAUGUUCACCGAUCGCUCUGGGGUUUCGGUGCGUUGA
Messenger RNA from Penicillium psychrosexuale, 3714 nucleotides. Its product is annotated as DNA-directed RNA polymerase II core subunit RPB2. Bases 1 to 3714 code for a protein of 1237 amino acids. Gene Ontology annotation, molecular function: DNA binding; ribonucleoside binding; DNA-directed RNA polymerase activity. Lineage: Eukaryota; Fungi; Ascomycota; Eurotiomycetes; Eurotiales; Aspergillaceae. Gene Ontology annotation, cellular component: RNA polymerase II, core complex. The transcript has 3 exons. Gene Ontology annotation, biological process: DNA-templated transcription. The record is from RefSeq and is a predicted model, not a curated record.